UAUGAGGCAAAAUCCUGGUAUCUCUGGACUCGCGGAGGUCAACGUACAAGGAAAGUUUCCUCUUCCGCUUACUGUGUAGAAACAGGUGGGGUGAAAGGAAAGAAAGGGCCAGGAACAUAGUAAAUUUUGUUUUCAUUUUUAGUUAUUUUGUACAUGCAAAGUGGGAGACACCCCUCGGAUGACUUAUACUCUUACUACAAGGCCCUUAUCCAAUUGACGAAUGAUAAGCGGAGAUGUCUGGUGACAUGCCAUCUGAGUCGCUGGAAAGCAACUCUGAACAUGCUUAUUUCAUGAAGCAGGCGUUAUUGAUGGGAGAAAAAGCCCUUGAGACCGGUGAAACCCCGGUUGGCUGUGUUCUGGUGUAUGACAACAAGAUUGUUGGUUUUGGGAUGAAUGAUACAAACAAAUCCAUGAAUGGUACAAGACAUGCCGAGUUUAUUGCCAUCGGAGAAAUGCUUGAGACUUAUCCUAGGUCAGCGUUGCGUUCGACAGACCUCUAUGUAACUGUUGAACCGUGUGUCAUGUGUGCAUCUGCCUUGAGACAGUAUCAGAUACGGAAAGUAUACUUCGGUUGUGGAAAUGACAGGUUCGGAGGAACAGGUAGCAUUUUAUCACUACAUGCCGAUCGCUCAAUAGAUCCAUCAUACCCUGUGCAAGGCGGGUUGUUCCACAAGGAAGCUAUCAUGUUACUCCGGCGCUUCUACAUACAAGAAAAUGAGAAGGCGCCCAAGCCCCGCCCUAAAAAGCACCGUGAAUUAAAAACAGAUUUCAACCAGGAAGUCCUCGUUGCAUCCCCUACACCCUGAGCAGGGACAAUUGGUCCUUGGUCGAACGGCCACACAAUCAAGGAAGCUGAAGGCCGCUAAACACCUUCGAUCUCGUGUUGAGGUGAUUGAAGUGAAGUCUAGUGGCGGUGAAUUGAGGAACAUGUUCCAUCUAAAUUUUGCGUUGCUUCAGGAACUAAAUGUACAAUAUCGCGCAAGAGCC
This is a messenger RNA of Aspergillus welwitschiae, 987 nucleotides long. Its product is annotated as nucleoside deaminase. Gene Ontology annotation, cellular component: cytoplasm; nucleus. NCBI's taxonomy places the organism in Eukaryota, Fungi, Ascomycota, Eurotiomycetes, Eurotiales, Aspergillaceae. The record is from RefSeq and is a predicted model, not a curated record. The transcript is spliced from 6 exons. Gene Ontology annotation, molecular function: tRNA-specific adenosine-34 deaminase activity; zinc ion binding. Gene Ontology annotation, biological process: tRNA wobble adenosine to inosine editing. The coding region runs from base 234 to 806 and encodes 190 amino acids.